Messenger RNA from Quercus lobata, 1767 nucleotides. Its product is annotated as protein SIEVE ELEMENT OCCLUSION B-like. Lineage: Eukaryota; Viridiplantae; Streptophyta; Magnoliopsida; Fagales; Fagaceae. The coding region runs from base 157 to 1572 and encodes 471 amino acids. The record is from RefSeq and is a predicted model, not a curated record. The transcript has 6 exons. Gene Ontology annotation, biological process: phloem development.
GGUUAUAACUCGGCCACGUAAAAGCUGAAACAAAGAACACGAACCAUCUUAAUUUCUCAGUCCUCCACUUAUCCCAGAGUUUGAUCUGGAAGAACAUCACAUUCUGCGUAAAACGCAGAAGUUUUUUUGGCCUUUUCUUGCUUUGUAUAGCACAAUAUGGCCAGCAUGAAGCAGCAAGCUGUUGAGUUUGAGAUCACGGGUGUGCCAAAUGGGUAUAACGAGGAGGAGAUCUUGAAGCAAAUUGAUGAAAUCCAUGUUACUGCUGGUGAAGAGUUUGAUGCUGAGUCUCUUUUCAUUUUAGUCGAAAACAUUGUUAAGCAUGCCGCACCCAUUAUUGGUAGUUUUGCGCCGGGUGCCCAAGCACUUUUGUUUAACACGGAGGACAUGGCUCCCAGUGUCUGUUUUAAUUCACCGUUUUGUACACUUAAGCAGAUUUCCUGCAAGAUGGCAUGCAAGGGUCCGGGUGUGGUAAAUGCUCAUGAAACAACACUGGCAAUACUUGGCAUGCUAUCAAGCUAUUCAUGGGAUGCAAGGGCCGUGAUGACCCUAGCGGCUUUUGCUUUGGACUAUGGAGAAUUCUGGCUCCUUAUGCAGAUUGGCGCGUCUGAUCAACUCACCAAAUCAAUGUCAAUCCUGAAGGGACUACCAGUCUUGGCAGGGAACUCAGGGUUGCAAAAACGCCAGCAAGCACUUACUGAACUUAACAAUCUGAUCAAAGUCACAUUGGAAGUAAUUAAGUGCAUUUUUGAGUUGGAGAAGCUACCUAACUAUGGUAGAGAGAAUGUGCCAGCAUUGUUAAAGGCCUUGAACCAUAUCCGUUUGGACACAUAUUGGCUCAUUAGAACGGUUAUUGGUUGUUCAGCUCAGUUGACUGGCAUCACUAGUGAUGAGGACCAAGAGGUGGAUCUGUCCAGCUUGACUUACAAUCUUUACCACAUCCUCAACAAUCUUAAGAUGCAACUGAAUAUUUGCAAACAACAAAUAGAGGAAACUGAGACGGAGGCUUAUCAGAUACUCAUGAAUCUCUUCCAAAUCCGUCCCAAAAUCAUGGAAGUUUUUAAGGCGCUGUGUUAUGGCAAGAGUAAUGUGCAGCAACUCAUCGAUGGUUCAAAUGAGGUUUACUUUGACGUAUUGAAGCAUAAAUACGUGUUGUUGUUCAUUUCUGGCCCAGACAUCUCUGAUAAUGAUGUUUCGACUCUCAAGCUGCUUCGUAAAGAGCUUGGCAAUCGUGGUAAGGUCGUGUGGGUUCCAAUUGUGGUUCAGAGCAGACCAACCAUUAACAUUGAAAGAAAGUUUAGAAGCCUAGGCACCGAGGUGCCAUUGUACAUAGUGCAACAAUUUUUACCUAUACCAGGCAUCAAGUUCAUCAGGGAGGAGUGGCACUUCACGAAUAAGCCAAUUAUUGUGGUGAUAAACCCAAAAGUGAGGGUAGAACACAAUAUUUUGCUAGAGCAGAUUAGAGGAAUCAACUCCUUCCCUUGCUUUAGGAAGAGAAGGAUUGAUUUGCUUGUCUGUGAGCUUUGUAGUUGUGUGUGUCAGUGUUGUCUUUGUGUGCACAUACCAAAAAAUUAAUUGUUGCCGAAGCUACUAGCGCAAACACUAAGGUACUGCAAGAGGAUUGGGAAGGAUUGCACUUUGUAUUUAUGCCCAGCGUUGAUUAUUGCACACUCGCUGGUAUAAACUAUCAACCGUCUCAUGUGUUAAAUGGAUGCAUACUUAAAAAUAUGAUUAAAGUAUAUAAAAUUAUGGAUAUUAUGUGUACACUAA